AAGUUGUUCUCUUUAGCAGAUUUUAUAACACACACGUAUACACGCACAUAUACAUACAAAAGUAUAGUUCUUCAUCUGUUCAUCCUCUAAGAGAAAAAUGGCCACACUUUCUCUCAGGUGUUCAUAGCUUUUCUGCUCUGCUUUCCACGAGUAAGAAAAAAAAAUUGAAAAAAUGAAGAAGAUGAACAGAUGGGCAGAUGCGGAGAGAUUUGAUGCUGACCAUAUCCAUACACUUGCAUGUGUUUAGGGGUUUUUUUUCUGGGUCUUAAAUCAUAUCCAGAUCUUGAUUUGAGUUUAAGAUCUCUAUGUACGUGUGAUUGUCCUGUCGAGUUUCUGCAAGAUCUGGGAGUUGAAGACAUUAUUAACCCCAGAGUCUGUUAAGAGAAAAUGUCGGCUUAUGCUCAUCAGAUGGAGCGUGAAUUCUCCGGCCUCUCCAGCAGAGGAAAUUCAGAACUGGCGGGGAGCCGGUACGAGAUAGAAUCCGGAUUCUACAUGACGUCUUUCGCAGCGACGAUCUUCUUGGCGUCGCUUCUAGCAGUUGGGGUAGUGAUGGUCACUUUGCUUAUCGCCUUAUCGGCUAUGCUUCAGAACUGCCAGACCAGAAGCUCUGGGAUCGUGGAGGCUCAGAACCUCAUCGAGAGUUUCAGUUACUGCAAUGCUUUGUCCCUGCACUCUCAUCUCAACGGCUUGAAGGAGUUCCCUCCGAUCUGCAUAGACAUCAGACGAGGAAUCCACUUGAAGGAGCUCAACUUCACCGUUCGGAUGGCGCUUACUUACUUCCGGAGCCUCACACCUUUGGGUGAUGACAGCCUCGACGCCGUUUUGAUCGAUAUUGACGAUGUUUUGGAUCAUCACUUCUACUCCACGCUUGGAUUAGAGAAAGACGGGUAUCAGGAGUAUGUUGAAGAAGCAAGGCAUCAGCAAGACAAACUUAUGCUUGAGAUGUACUCUCAGCUGAAAUCACAGGGGUAUUCGAUGCUUCUGUUAUCAAGAAAAUCCGAGGGAGAGAGGAAUCCCACGGUUGAGCAGCUGAAUUCCGCAGGAUACAGCAAGUGGUCUCGAUUGAUCAUGAGCAGGGAAGAUCAAGAAAUGCAGGAUGGUAAACAUGAGCAUCUCAGGAGACAAAUAGAAGAGAUGGAAGAAGGAGGGUACCGGAUAAGAGGCGUCAUUAGCAGCCAUAUGGAUGUAUUGACCUUGUCACGGUUAAGAACACGCCUUUUCAAGCUUCCGAGCAUUGAAUAUUUACCAUCUCGAUGAUUACAAUGGAAGGAGCGCUGCAAUUCGCUUGGAUUAUUCGUGCAUCUUCUUCUAAGACCGAAGACCGAAUGAAUGUGUACAAAAGUGAUCUUACCGGUUGAUGCGAUGAUAUAGCUUUGUAGUUUACAGUUUACACACUUGUAAUAUUAACAGUUUCAGGAUCCACAGAGUCCUACAGAUUGUGGGGGCGGAAGAAGUAGAGGGUAAUGCUUGUUACUUCUGAAUCCCUUUUUUCCUUUUGACACAAAAUCUAUUUACCAGGGCAUGCAUGUAGACGUGUAUCUUGGUAAAAAUACGAACUCGAUUGUACAUAAAUAUCUAAGAAUGAUGUUUCAAACAUUUGCUAUGGGAACACCUGGAAUGGAAA
Tarenaya hassleriana is the source of this 1624-nucleotide messenger RNA. RefSeq lists its product as uncharacterized. The transcript has 4 exons. The record is from RefSeq and is a predicted model, not a curated record. The coding region runs from base 388 to 1257 and encodes 289 amino acids. Lineage: Eukaryota; Viridiplantae; Streptophyta; Magnoliopsida; Brassicales; Cleomaceae.